Molecule: messenger RNA, 1050 nt
Organism: Nematostella vectensis (starlet sea anemone)
Lineage: Eukaryota; Metazoa; Cnidaria; Anthozoa; Actiniaria; Edwardsiidae
Product: urease accessory protein UreG
Exons: 7
Coding region: 119-910 (263 amino acids)
Molecular function (GO): GTPase activity; nickel cation binding
Source: RefSeq, a predicted model, not a curated record
ACAGUACUCGUCAAGACAACAAUAGCUGUGUUUCUUGUUUCGGGUUUCGUGUCUGCUUGUUUGCAGGUCGUGCAAGGUCGCUGUAAAUUUUUCGUCUGAGCUAAAAAAAUCAAUAGCAAUGUCUGGUACUGAUGAUCAAUCGUGCAAUUUUUUUAAAGCAGGUAAUGUUGGAAAUGCUCAAAAUCAACAUGAGCACGGUCACUCACAUGAUCACAGUCACGAACAUGGCCACACCCAUGAAGUCAUGACAAGUCCCGGGCUCUGGACAAGCAGAGAUAAACCCAUUCAUAGAGCUGAUUUUGCUGAGCGUGCAUUUACAGUUGGCAUAGGAGGGCCUGUAGGCUCUGGAAAAACAGCCUUGGUGCUUGCACUUUGCAAAUAUCUACGAGACAGCUGUAAUAUUUGUGUGGUCACUAAUGAUAUUUUUACAAAAGAAGACUGGGAGUUUCUCGUUAAAAAUAAAGCUCUUGAUGAGGAGAGAAUGAGAGCGGUGGAGACUGGAGGCUGUCCGCAUGCUGCUAUAAGAGAGGAUUUCUCUCUAAAUAUGGAAGAGGUGAAGCAAUUGACAAAACAGUUCCACCCUGAAUUUGUUAUCAUAGAGUCAGGAGGUGAUAAUCUAGCUGCUAACUACAGCCGUGAGCUUGCUGACUACAUAAUAUAUGUCAUAGAUGUUGCAGGGGGUGACAAAGUGCCCCGUAAAGGAGGGCCAGGUAUAACACAGAGCGAUCUACUAGUAAUUAAUAAAACAGACUUGGCGGAUGCUGUUGGAGCGGAUCUUAAGGUUAUGGAAAGGGAAUCUGCCAUAAUGCGACAGGGGGGUCCUACCAUCUUUUCACAAGCAAAACACAUGAAGGGAGUCCCAGAGAUAGCAGAGCUAGUCUUGCGCGCCCAGAAGGCAGCAGUUCAGUGAGUAACUAGCAAAACUAGGAUGCAUAAAACUCUAAGGACAGAUUGUAACGUGAAAAGAAAGUGAUUUACCAGGGAGUGAUGGAAUUUGAUUGAAAGUUAAUGCAUGCGAAACGAAAAAUAAAAUUCUAUUUUUUAUGACAA